Megalops cyprinoides (Indo-Pacific tarpon) is the source of this 3063-nucleotide messenger RNA. RefSeq names its product glucosidase, alpha; neutral AB (gene ganab). Gene Ontology annotation, molecular function: carbohydrate binding; glucan 1,3-alpha-glucosidase activity. NCBI's taxonomy places the organism in Eukaryota, Metazoa, Chordata, Actinopteri, Elopiformes, Megalopidae. Gene Ontology annotation, cellular component: glucosidase II complex. Gene Ontology annotation, biological process: N-glycan processing; carbohydrate metabolic process. The transcript has 25 exons. The record is from RefSeq and is a predicted model, not a curated record. Bases 34 to 2916 code for a protein of 960 amino acids.
GGGGGCUGGGCUAAAGGUCAGAGCUAAACCAAGAUGGCUGCUUUCAUGGAGAGGAUGGGGCUGCUGCUCCUAGCCGGGCUUUCUCUCUGCCUCACCACCUCUUUGGCUGUGGAUCGCGGAAACUUCAAAACGUGCGACCAGAGUGCCUUCUGCAAGCGUCAGAGGGCAAUGAAGCCAGGCCAGUCUCCAUACAGAGCCUUACUGAAUACUCUGGAGCUCAGCGACUCCCGCCUCACCCUGCAGCUCAUCAACGACAACAAUAAGGUACGUUUGUUGCUGGAGCUGUACCGCCUGCAGGGGAACAUGACCCGGGUGAAGAUAAAUGAGCUGAAGCCGAUCAAGCCUCGCUACGAGGUGCCCGACGUGCUCGUUGCUGAUCCACCCACUGAGCCUUUGUCGGUUGUCUCUAAGGAUGACAAUGGGGUGGUGCUGUCUCUGGGUGCCGAGGCCCGCCGGCUGAUCGUUAGCGCACGCCCCUUCCGCCUGGACAUCAUGGAGGGCCCCCAGGUGCUGCUGUCCCUCAACUCUCGUGGCCUGCUGGCCUUCGAGCACCUGCGCCUGCGCAAGGACACUCUCACCGAUAAGAUAAGUAGCACAGUUGGUAGCAUGUGGGAUAAAAUCAAGACCGUUUUCUCUAGUAACAGUCAGACUGACGCAGAGGGAGCAGAGAGGACAGAGGAAUCUGACACUGCAGACCAGCAGGUAGACGAUAAGGCAGUGGAGGGCGAGAGUGAGAAGGAGGAUGAGCAGCCGGGGAUGUGGGAAGAGACGUUCAAGUCACACACCGACACCAAACCCAGUGGCCCCACCUCCAUCAGCCUGGAUUUCUCCCUCCCAGGAGUGGAACAUGUCUAUGGCAUUCCUGAACAUGCGGAAAACCUAAAGCUAAAAACCACAGAUGGAGGGGACCCUUACAGGUUAUACAACCUGGACGUGUUCCAGUACGAGCUCUACAACUCCAUGGCCCUGUACGCCUCUGUGCCCGUCCUCCUGUCCCACAAUGCACAGCGCACCAUGGGCAUCUUCUGGCUUAACGCUGCCGAGACGUGGGUCGACAUUAGCUCCAACACUGCUGGGAAGACUGUGUUUGGGAAGAUGCUGGACUAUGUUCAGGGUGCCAGUGAGACUCCCCAGACGGAUGUGCGCUGGAUCUCGGAGAGCGGCAUCAUUGAUGUCUUCAUCAUGCUGGGGCCCAAGCCCACUGAUGUUUUCACCCAGUACGCCUCUCUCACAGGCACCCAGUCUUUCCCCCCCAUCUCUGCCCUGGGCUAUCACCAGUGCCGCUGGAACUACAAUGACCAAGAGGAUGUCCGCUCGGUGGACCAGGGCUUUGACGAGCAUGACAUCCCCUACGAUUUCAUCUGGCUGGACAUCGAGCACACCGACGGCAAGCGCUACUUCACCUGGGACCCCCACAAGUUUUCCCAGCCCCGCGAAAUGCUGCAGGGUCUCCUGGACAAGAGGCGCAAGAUGGUAGCUAUAGUGGACCCCCACAUCAAGGUGGAUAGCGGCUAUAAGAUUCACAACGAGAUUCGUUCCAAGAACUUCUAUGUGAAGAACAAGGAUGGUGGAGACUAUGAGGGAUGGUGCUGGCCAGGGAGCGCUGGCUACCCAGACUUCACCAAUCCUGAGAUGCGAGCCUGGUGGGCGAGUAUGUUUGCCUACGACCAGUAUGAGGGCUCCAUGGAGAACUUGUACACUUGGAACGACAUGAACGAGCCCUCUGUGUUCAAUGGGCCAGAGGUCACAAUGCAGAAGGACGCUGUCCACGGAGCCUGGGAGCACAGAGACCUCCACAACCUCUACGGCUUCUACGUGCAAAUGGCCACAGCGGAGGGCUUAAUCCAGCGCUCAGGGGGUGUAGAAAGGCCCUUUGUCCUCACCAGGGCUGGCUUCGCUGGUUCCCAGCGCUAUGGUGCCAUCUGGACAGGGGACAAUGCAGCUGAGUGGGACCACCUGAAGAUCUCCAUCCCCAUGUGCCUGAGCCUGAGCCUAGCUGGCCUGUCAUUCUGCGGAGCUGACGUGGGUGGCUUCUUUAAGACCCCCAGCUCGGAGCUGCUGGUGCGCUGGUAUCAGACGGGGGCGUACCAGCCCUUUUUCCGGGCGCAUGCCCACCUGGACACGCCCCGGCGUGAACCCUGGCUGUUCGGGCCCGAGAACACAGCACUGAUCCGGGAGGUGGUACGCCAGCGCUACGCCCUGCUGCCCUACUGGUACCAGCUGUUCUACCAUGCCCACCGCACCGGACAUCCCCCCAUGAGACCACUGUGGGUGGAGUAUCCUGAGGAUGUCGCCACCUUUGCCAUUGAUGACGAGUUCCUGCUGGGGAGAGACCUGCUGGUGCACCCGGUGACCGAUGAGGGGGCCCGAGGAGUCACGGCGUACCUGCCCGGAAGCACAGAGGUUUGGUAUGAUGUUCACACGUUCCAGAAACACAACGGUGCCCAGAAUCUCUACAUCCCCGUCACCAUGAGCUCGAUCCCGGUGUUCCAGCGGGGCGGCUCCAUAAUUCCCAGGAAGAACAGGAUUCGCAGGUCGUCCUCCUGCAUGGAGUCUGACCCCUACACCCUGUAUGUGGCCCUUAGCCCACAGAGAACAGCAGAAGGAGAGCUCUACAUAGAUGAUGGCCACACGUUCAACUACGAGAAGCAGAAAGAGUUCAUCCACCGGCGCCUGACUUUUGCUAACAACGCCCUCGCCUCCAGCAAUCUGGCCCCGGACUCCCAGUUCACUACGGCCUCAUGGAUCGAGAAGGUGUUGAUUCUAGGGGCCCACAAGCCCAGUGCUGCCACCCUGAGGACAGCUGAUGGCAGCGAGACUCCCCUGGAAUUUGAGUUUGAUGCUGCCAUGUCGGUGUUAACCCUUCGCAAGCCGGGCAUGAAUGCUGGGGCGGAUUGGCUGGUGCUGUUGCGAUAAUACCAGGGGAGUGAGAAGCUGACCAUAUGGGGGUCAGAUCCAAGAGUGAACACACAGAUCAAUCAAGCAGGAGCUCUCUCCUGUGAAUACACACACACACACACACACAUUCUCUGAGUUGAGCACACACAUACAUAUACAUUACAG